Molecule: messenger RNA, 2835 nt
Organism: Osmia bicornis bicornis
Lineage: Eukaryota; Metazoa; Arthropoda; Insecta; Hymenoptera; Megachilidae
Exons: 3
Coding region: 1-2835 (944 amino acids)
Molecular function (GO): catalytic activity
Source: RefSeq, a predicted model, not a curated record
AUGAGUAAGACAAGAGAGACGGAGAGCCCAAAGGAUUCCGGAAAAAGAAGAAGGCCGACUUUAGCUGAACAGCUUGGGAAGUAUAGGUCGGGCAGCCAAGGAUCAUUGGUGGACUCUUUUAAAAGAAAAAGAGAAGAAGAAAGAAGAAGAGUGGAGAAAGAACUGAUAGAAAAUUUCCAAAAAGCAAGAAGAGUAGGAAGAUCACCACCGCAAGAAGCUACGGAAGGGGAAGGAACAGAAAGCGAAGGAACAGAAGGCGAACCUAAAGAUAUAAAAAUGGACAAGUUAGACAGUUCGAUUGAGCUUGUGCUGACAGUGAAGAAGGACACACAAGAUAUUAAGAGAGAAAACGAAUCCAUAAAUAAGGAAAUAAGAGAACUAAAAGAAGAAUGGAAAAGAAAGCAAGAAGCAUGGGAGCGAGAAAAAGAAGAAAUACAGAAGAGAAUUAAAAAUCUAGAAACGAAAAGAGAUGAGGCGGACGAAUUAAUUGAAAGAAUAAACCGUAUAGAGCGAAAAGAGGAGGCAAGAGAAAAAAGGGAGAAACGAAACAAUAUCACACAGAAAGGAGAAGAUCUACCAAGAGGCGAAACACCGAAAGAUACGGCAGUAAAGGUAAUAUCAGAAAAUUUGCAGGUGGAGGUGGAAAUAGAGGAUGCUUUCUGGACGAGAAAGGGAGAGAGAGGGAGUAUUUUGAUAGCAAAGUUAAGAAACUGGCAACAGAAAAAGGAGAUAAUGAUAAAGAAGGGCAAACUGAAAGAGAAGAACAAAGGUAGAGCGAGCGGAAGCAUCAUAACGGGAGUGAAGAAAAGGAUAACAGAAAGAGAUACACAGGAGGAAAAUUCGGACAUACAAGAAAGGAAGAUUGAGAUACAAGGUAACAUAUGGAGAAUAAUCACGGUAUACAGCAGAGAUAUGAAAAAGACGAGAGAGACUAUAGAAGAGGCAAUCGGAGGAAUGAAAGAAGAAAGACUUAUAAUCGGCGGGGAUUUCAAUGCAAGAAUAGGUUUAGAAGGAUCAUUUAGCAAAGAAACGAGAAAAUCGAGAGAUAAGAUAAAAAACAUAGAAGGAACCAGGCUAAUAGAAAUGGUAGAAGACAACAGAUGGGAAAUUAUUAAAGGUAAUUUUGAAGGAGACGAAGAAGGUGAAUAUACUUUCAUCGGGGGCAACGGAAACACAGUAAUCGAUUAUGUAUUAGUAGACCCAGCAAUUAAAGAAGAUAUCAGAAGUUUCAGGAUAGAAGAAAGGAUAGAGUCAGAUCAUUUACCGCUGAAAUUAGAAAUUUAUGGAGAAACCAGUGUAGAGAAGCAAGAAGAAGAGAUAUGGAAGGAGAGACGGCUUUGGACGGAGGAAGGAAAGAGACACUACCAGGAGGAAGUGGAACAAAUUGAAUUCGAAAAGGAGGAUUCAAACGAAAUGAUGGAAGAAAUGGUUCAUAAGAUCAACGGGACGGUACUCAAGAAAGUGGUAAAGGUAAUGGAAUUGAAACCAGGAUAUUUCAUGGAAUUAUUAGAAGGAAAAGAACAAAAGGAUCAAGAAGAAGAGAGAUUAGAGGAUACAGAGGAACAACAGGAUACAAAUGAAAUUAUAACGGAGCAAAAAGUGAUGAGGCAAAUUAAGAAAUUGAAAAAAAGGAAAGCAGCAGGGGAAGACGGCCUAGAAAACGAGGUCUGGAUACAUGGAGGAAGAAAGGUACUCACCAGAAUCACAACACUGAUAAACAAAGUAUGGAAGGGAGAAGGAAUUCCAAGGAGAUGGAAAGUAGGUAUAAUUAGCCCUAUAUUUAAGAAGGGAGAUAGGGAUGAUGUAAAGAAUUACAGAGGGAUAACGCUACUAAAUACGGCAUACAAGAUAUACGCGAUGAUUCUGGAGAACAGAUUAAGUGCAGAACUAGAGGAAAAGAAAAUCAUACCAGAGACGCAAGCAGGCUUCAGAAAAGGAAGAAGCACAAUGGACAACAUUUUUAUUCUGAACUACGUGGUAAACAGAGAAAUUAAAGAAAAGGGAGGAAAGCUAUAUGCUUUCUUCGCAGAUCUAACAGCGGCUUUCGAUAAAGUAAAUAGAGAAAAACUGAGCAAGGUUAUAGAGGAAAAAGGAAUAAGUAACACUCUAAGAACGAGAAUUAACGAAAUUUACAAAGAAACAGAGAAUAGGAUAAGAGUUAAUGGGAAAGUAUCUGAAAAGUUUUGGACAACGAAAGGAUUAAGGCAAGGAUGUCUACUAAGCCCUACCCUAUUCUCGUUAUACACGGCGGACCUUGAAGAGAAAUUGAGAGAAGGACAAGCAGGAGGAAUGGUGAUCGGAAAAGAGAAGUUUUGGUCACUGUCGUACGCAGAUGACAUCGUACUAUUAGCAACACAUCCGCAGGACUUAAAGGAAAUGAUAAGCAGAAUGAAAAGAUACUUUGAAAGAAGAGAGUUAAUGCUAAACGCUGGAAAGUCGAAGAUAAUAAUUUUCAAGAAAGAAAGAAGUCAGAAGAAAAAGGAGAUAUGGAAAUGGGGAGAGGAAGAAUUAGAAGAAGUAAAAGACUUCAAAUACCUAGGGUAUCACUUCCAGAAAAAUGGAGGAACGGAGAUGCACUGGAGAGAAACAGCGAAAAAGGCGAUGAUAGUGAUGAAGCAAACAUGGGGAAUAGGAGAAAGGAGAUUCAAAAACAACUUUGAAAGAAGGAUGAAGAACUACAGAAGUUUGGUGAAAAGCGUUAUGAUGUAUGCAGCAAAGAUAUGGGGAUGGAACGAAUCGGAGAGAUUUGAAAAACUACAUACAAAGUACAUAAAAUGGGUAUUAGGAUUGGACUUCAAUACACCAACAUAUAUAGUAAUGGAUGAAACAAAGUAG